AUGGCAGCCCCAUUCGGGCAGCUCUGUGCACAUCCCCGGGCCGGUGCCCCGGAACAGCCGGAGCCCCGUGCCCGGAGCAGGGUCCCGGUAGCCCGGGAAAGGCCUUGUCGCGGUCCCCGCGUGUGCCCGGGGCAGGCACAGGGCACGACCCGGUGCCCCGGUACGAGCGGGGGCCGGUACCGGAUCCCGCCGCCGCCUACCUGGGGUCAAGGUCACGGCAGCUCCGUCCCGUCAGCGCCGACCCUGAGGGGAUCGAGGAGGCGUCGGGCGGACGCUGGGCCCGGCCCCGAGCCCCGGUACCGGCCGCGGCCCGGUUCGACUCCGGCGGCGCGGCGCGGCCCAGGCCCGGCCCCGCUCCCGGCCCCACCUUGGGUCCCCCCGGCCCGGGUCCCCCGCGGGGCCCCUCCCAGCCGGGUCCCCGCCCGUUCCCCGCCCGCAGGCCCCGGCCCGCCCCGGCCCCGGCCCCGGCCCGGCUCCGCUCCCCCGGCCCCGCCGCUCACCAGCCGCCCCCCCCGCGGGCCGCGCACGACCGCCGCCAUCUUCCCGCCGCCGCCCGGCGCGCCGGACGCGCAGGACACGCCCACCGCCGGCAUAGGCCACGCCCCGUGUCAGGGUCACCACGCCCACUGUCAGGUAGACCCCGCCCAUUGCCUCUUUGACCACGCCUUCCUAUACUGA
This is a messenger RNA of Pezoporus flaviventris, 678 nucleotides long. RefSeq names its product basic proline-rich protein-like. The coding region runs from base 1 to 678 and encodes 225 amino acids. The transcript has a single exon. NCBI's taxonomy places the organism in Eukaryota, Metazoa, Chordata, Aves, Psittaciformes, Psittacidae. The record is from RefSeq and is a predicted model, not a curated record.